This is a messenger RNA of Rangifer tarandus platyrhynchus (Svalbard reindeer), 588 nucleotides long. Lineage: Eukaryota; Metazoa; Chordata; Mammalia; Artiodactyla; Cervidae. The record is from the annotation of a GenBank genome assembly.
AUGAUGGCCAUCCGAGAGCUCAAAGUGUGUCUUCUUGGGGACACUGGCGUGGGGAAGUCCAGCAUCGUGUGUCGAUUUGUCCAGGAUCACUUUGACCACAACAUCAGCCCGACCAUUGGGGCGUCUUUUAUGACCAAAACUGUGCCUUGUGGAAAUGAACUUCACAAGUUCCUCAUCUGGGACACUGCUGGUCAGGAACGGUUCCAUUCACUGGCCCCCAUGUACUAUCGUGGAUCUGCUGCAGCUGUCAUAGUGUACGACAUUACCAAGCAGGAUUCAUUUCAUACCUUGAAGAAAUGGGUGAAAGAGCUGAAAGAACAUGGUCCAGAAAACAUCGUGAUGGCCAUCGCUGGGAACAAGUGCGAUCUCUCAGACAUCAGGGAGGUGCCCUUGAAGGAUGCCAGGGAGUAUGCGGAGUCCAUUGGUGCCGUCGUAGUUGAGACAAGUGCAAAGAACGCGAUUAAUAUCGAAGAGCUCUUUCAAGGAAUCAGUCGCCAGAUUCCACCCCUGGACCCCCAUGAAAAUGGAAACAGUGGAUCCAUCAAACUGGGGAAGCCAACCUCGCAGGCCGGCCGGCGGUGCUGCUAA